AGACUUUCAAAUUUUGUUCUGGUUGUACUGCUUCAUCUUCAUGGUUGUCUGCCUUUUAUCUCAGUCCCCGUGAUUAGAGAUGGAAGGAAUUGCAGCAAGGUUGUAGCUCUGAUGCAUCCUUUUUCCUGUUGCUCUCUGCAGUGCUUUGCCUUUGCCACAAAAGUCCCUCAGCUGCAGUUGGAAGAGUGCCAGGAUUUCUAACCAGGAUAAAUCAGUGUGAAGAAGGAAGUCUCAGCUUCCUUUUUUUCCUGCUCAGGGAGGAUUUCCAACUCAGCAUAUUGCGUGCUUUAAGAGAAUGAGGGAGAAUAAAGAUCACAAAGUGCACUAACUUUCUUUCAUGUGUGCUGUUGUCUUAUGGGAUGCUACCUCUAAAUUACUGAAAACAAAGGUCCAGUCUGAGCCCAAGUUUUGUCGAAACUAUAAAGUUCUUGUCGAGAAAUGCUGACCCUUCAGGGCAACAAGAGGUACAAGAAAAUUCCAGCCCAUCCAUAUUACUGUGCUAUUUCCUUCCUAAUAUGUGUGCCUGCUGCUCCGAUACUCUUUUUUUUCCCUACUUCCAAAUCAUUUGGGCAGAAGCUUGCUAUUUAAUUUAAUUUAAUUUAAUUUUAACCCCAAGGGUGUUGCAGGGAGUGUCUUAUGAGUCACUAGAAGUGCAUGCACUUCAGGGGGAAAGAGGAGACCAAGUCUCCAGAGCUUUGAGAUUACACUGGAAUUCAUGAAGAGGGAAUGGCCUUUAAAAAUUUGUAGGAAAAGUGGCAAGUACAAAUAGUUUUCUUCAUUUUGGUAGACCUUGCUCUGAGUUCCUUUACCUCAUGUCACUAUGUGGAUGUUAUGCAAUUUCCCAGCAGGUUAAGUCCUUGAUUUCCAUUUGUUUCAGUAGUCAGUGUGUGCACUGUGAAUCAGACAUAGAUGGCGAUGGCCCAGUCUGCAAUUCCUGCUGCUGCUUGGCAGGAGUUUAUUAAAUCUGUUCUUCUUGGCUAGACCUCUUAUCCUGGCUUGUGGUCUUAUUUACAGAGUGAUGGCAGAGUUAUUUCUACUCCAAAGGACUGUAGUGAUAUUGUCUAAAGGCUUCAGGAUGAGAUACGGCCGGAGAUCUGUGGGGAGGUGAACUCAAGAGUUAUCUGUUCUUUUCAGUCUUUUUUUUUAAAUGGAAGAAGUAGAGACUGUUUGGAAUGAGGUUUGAAACUUAGUGUCUUCUGGAGAGAUACUCCAGAAGACACUGUCUUCUUAGUUUGGUCUUCUGAGCCGUCACAUGAAUACUCUUCUCCCAGACCUCAUAAUGUUUUCCCCAAUUUUUGAUACUGUUCAGAGAUUAUGUAGAUACAUAAUGAUGUGAGUGCAGUUCAUUCAUUAAAGUCUGUGUGCAGAGCCGUGGAUUUGGCAAAGAGCUAGGGAAAAGAAGUUUUGGUUAGUGCAUGUUUGGGGAGGAUCUUUUUCAGGAAAUCUUAAGCCACGCAAUUCCAGAUAUUCAUGCUGUGGAAUGUAAGUUUUUAUUGUUUUCCCACUUAUUUUAUGUACUUAAGACAAAUUAGCAUCUUAAAACAGUUUUAGGGGGAUUAAGCACAUCCCUUGAACCAAGUAUAUCCCACUGCAUUUACAGUGGGAAUUCAUAUUACUGUGUGUUUGCUCUCUGUCCUUGUGCACAGUCACCAAGUCACUUCAUUCAGUGACUUGGGAUUGCCACUUACAUUAGAGAACUCAGCAGUCAGAGUUUAUGUACUGGCACUGGCUGCCAUAUGCCAUUUUACACACAACUGGUUGUUACUUUAUAGCAACUUUAGUGCCCAACUCCUGAUGUCACCCCUGCCUUAAGUUAAUAAUUUUCAGAAUAAUUUAGAUAUGCAUGUUGAUUUUAGAGCACUUCAAAAAUUUGCCACUUGAAUCAGGCAUGCUGGCUCGCCUGUGGAGAGGAUUAUCUGAAGAGUGAAGGGUAAGCACAAGCAGAGCCCGGCGCCCUGCUGGCAGUGACACUUGUGUUGGCAGCAGACAGUGGGGUGUCGGCAUAAGGCUGAUGGAACUGGUCAGUGGAGGGGAUGAAAAGUGCCAUAGAGGCAGAGUUAGAUUUAGAUGAGAGCUCAGCAGCACAAGAAGUUCGGUCUCAAUAUUCUGAUACAAACUGAGGUGUAAAUGCCACUACAGAAAGUCUGUACAGACAUUCCUGAAGAUGUGUGGCUCAAACUGCUUCCAACUGUCUGAACAUUUGUUAUUUAACUGAUGAAGCUUUCCUACCAUUUGCUUUCCUCCUGAAGCCUUCAUCUCUUGAAGGAUCAGAAUUGGGUACUCUAUGGAAUCAAGACCAGCUAAAACAUGAGAAGAUAAAUUCAAGAUGAUCCAGCCAGAAGAUUUUUCACUUCAUAGAAGUAUUAUUUUUGUUUAAUAUGUAAUAUAAUUAGAAAAAUACAAAUUCAGUUGCCUUUCUCGAAGUUAGGACGUGCCUGUGGCCUUCAUCAGAGAUGUUUCUAACAUUUUCAAGAAAAAAUAUGUCCCAGAAACUGAGUAUGUUUUUACUAGUCUUUGGAAUCAUUUGGGGUUUGAUGUUGCUACGCUACACUUUCCAGUAUCCAAGACGCCAAAGCAGUGCUGAGUUGCGUGGACAGAUAUUAGAUCUCAGUAAAAGAUAUGUCAAAGCACUGGCAGAAGAAAACAAAAACCUGAUGAAUGGUGGUGGUGGAGCCUCUGUGUCAGGAUAUGCUGAUCUUAAGAGAACAAUUGCUGUUCUUCUGGAUGACAUCUUACAACGCCUGGUGAAACUGGAAAACAAGGUUGAUUACAUCGUUGUGAAUGGCUCAGCGACAAACACCACGAAUGGAACUAACCAUCAGGUGCCAGUGACUUCAAACAAACGUGUAAAGCCAGCAAGCAACAUUAGAUAGCAAGCAAGCCUGCUUUGUGUUGCUAUGUCAUUGAUGGAUAAUAUUUAAGAUAAGCUUUUUUCCUCUGGCUAAGGCAAAGCAGUAGUUGACUCCAAAACAAGCGCAAACUAUUGUAUUCUACAACGUGCUUGGAUCUAUGUAGGCCUAACGUAUGCUUAGGUUCUCAAAGCAUUAUUUCAUUGCCAUUGAGCAGUGCUUCUGAAGUGAUCUUUGUUGUCUCUAAAGAUAUUUUGAUAUGAUUUGAUGUAGUAAGCCAUUGGAUAAUAACAAUACGUGGAAAACAAUGAGAAACUUAUAGGUAGGUUUCUAAAUACACUUAUUUAAGUAUGAAUAUAACAUAUCUUUUGGAUAGGUGAGCAGUAUUGUAGUUUAUUCAUUUUUUGUGAUCUGCAUUAAGCCAAGGUAACUGAGGAAAAUGUGUUGCUAAACAGAUGUUGGAAGAUGUGUACAUUUAAAAUAUUUUCUUACUUAUUUACUAAAACAAUAUUAAAUUGAGGAUAGCAUUGGUGGUAAUAUUUUAAAAUUGUGACCCAAAGAAUGUCUUUAUUUGCACUAUCUGUCAGAAUAGUUAAAGAGAAUUUACUGUAUAUUUAAGAAAAUUUAUUAUAAUAGGAAAACAUUCUAGGUAGUAACACUGUCCAGGUUUAUCUUUAUGCCAGAGAUAGGGCAGUUAGAUUAUCAAAAGCAAAUCAUCAUAUGUGAUAUCUUAGAUUAUUAUUUCUUAAAAAGAUAUUUAAGUGUAUGUAUUUUGUAAUUGCAGAUAAAAUUAUUUAAGUGAUGGAAAUAAGUUUUGAAUGUGUGAAUAUAGUUUAUUUUUAUUCAUUGCUGUUUGUUUUAAGAUUUUAAUGCCUUGCAGUUUGUGCUUAGUAUAGCACAUCAUCUCCCUGAAUUACUUUCUUGAUCAGAAGGAAAAGCAAUGAAGGGAAUCAAGGCAUCUCUGCAUUUAACAGCAGUAUGUGUACUAAGGGUGUCUAAUAAUGGAAUAUUUGAGAGCUAAGGUAAUGUUUGCCUUAUAUCUAAGUCAGCCUUACAGCAAAGUGAAUUGCAUGCAGUGUUGGGUGCACUGUAUCUCAAAUGUUACUGAAAUAAUAUUGAAGUGCCACUGAACCUGUUUUUUUAAACUGUACUCAAUGUUGGGGGGGAGAGAAUGUUCAGGGACUUUUGCCAAAAGUGUCCUGUGAGGUUUUGGGAAUGAGUAAAACCAGAGGCACUGGGUGAUAUACCAGGCAAAGUUAUGCAGUUUUUUCCUUUCUUCUGUUUUCCUGCUUAUAUUCGUGAUGGUUAUAAAGGAAAAUACAAUUGCAAUAUUAAUUCGUACUUAUUUAGUAUUCAGAUGAUUCUUUUUGUCACAUUGUGUGUAAACAUGUACUCACUUCAAUGCGGAAAGAGAAAAAUAAAUUUUUAAUUGUACUUGUAAA
Messenger RNA from Taeniopygia guttata (zebra finch), 4291 nucleotides. The record is from RefSeq and is a predicted model, not a curated record. NCBI's taxonomy places the organism in Eukaryota, Metazoa, Chordata, Aves, Passeriformes, Estrildidae.